This is a messenger RNA of Nothobranchius furzeri (turquoise killifish), 778 nucleotides long. The record is from RefSeq and is a predicted model, not a curated record. Lineage: Eukaryota; Metazoa; Chordata; Actinopteri; Cyprinodontiformes; Nothobranchiidae.
ACACAAUAAAAAACUGGUUUCUUCUUAGGAUGUACUGUCAUCUUCUACUGCAGAGAACGAAGAGGCUUAUCCUGAAGACUGGAACAGAGUGGGAGGUUUUGCUGCACAUGGAUGAGCACACCUUUGCUCGCCAUUUUAGGGUCACCAGGCCACAGUUUAAAUACCUGACAAUGAAUCUACAGGAGAAUGGAGUAGGCAGGGAACACCAUCAAGGCCUGCCACCAGUUCCUGUGACAAAGAAGGUGCUGAUGCUUCUGUGGUACAUGGUGAACCAAAACAGCUUUAGAGAGAUGUCUGACAAAUUUGAUGUGUCCCAGUCCGCGGCACACCAAAUCAUUGUGGAUGUGCUCAAAAUAUGUUGCACACUUGGCUCAAACUUUGUCUCUUGGCCAAAUGCCUGUGAGAAAGCAACAUCUGCUCUUGCUUUUCAGCGACUCUGUGGCAUCCCUGGUGUCAUUGGUGCCAUUGAUGGGUGUCAUAUAAAGGUGCAGAAGCUACCAGUGUGAGGUGUAGACUACAUGAACUUAAAGUCUUUUAUCUCUGUCCUUCUCCAGCGGAUUGUAGAUGAGAGAGGAAGAUUCUUGGACAUUUGUGCUUGACCACCUGGAAGGGAACAUGAUGCAAGGAUGUUGAGGGCUUCUCCCUUCUUUGAAUCAUGGCAGGAGAAAAUGGCUGGUUACAGCUUACUUAAGCCCUUUUCAGAUAGACAUCCUGGAAUAUGUGUGGACAAUUCAAUCCAGUUUUUAACCGGAACUGUGUUUUCAGACACACCACUUUU